AUGAUGUAAUAUAGAGUGGAAUUGUAUAUUUGCUAUGGCGCUUGAGAUGAAAGUGCUUUGACAACAACAUCGAUGACGCUCUGUUCGUGGUGCUGAAAUCUCUCUCUCCAACGCGCGCGCACGCACACACACACACACACACACACACACACACACACAGCCUCUGUCAUGGCGUCUUCCAACAACGUUAACCCCAUCAACUACAGCUGGUGGCCCAUAUCUGCGAUGGAUGAAGGCUCCAAAUUGGCUGAGGAAAAUGGGAGUCUAGAAGCAGUAGUAGAGCCAAGACCCUUUUCAAAAGACAGGCUGGUUCUGUAUCACUGGACGCAGUCUUUCACCUCGCAGAAGGUGCGGCUGGUGAUCAGUGAGAAGGGCCUGCCGUGCGAGGAGAGGGACGUUAGCCUCCCGCUCAGCGAACAGAACGACCCCUGGUUCAUGAGGCUCAACCUGGGAGAGGAGGUGCCCGUGUUCAUCCACGGGGACACCAUCGUCAGCGACUACAACCGCAUCAUCGAGUACUUGGAAACAAACUUUGUGGGAGAGAUGGUGGCCCAGCUGAUCCCCGACGCCGCGACGCCCCUCCACGCCCGUGUGCAGCAGUACCGGGAGCUGCUGGACGGGCUGCCCAUGGACGCCUACACCCACGGCUGCAUCCUGCACCCCGAGCUCACCGCCGACUCCAUGAUCCCAAAGUACGCCACGGCUGAAAUACGCCGACACCUGGCCCAUGCUGCAUCUGAGCUAUUGAAGCUGGACCAGGAAGAGUCCCAGAUGGCAGAGCUGGAGCCCUAUCUGUCCAAACAUAAGAAGCUCAUGGCUAAGAUUCUGGACCACGAUGACGUUAACUACCUGAAUAAUAUUCUUGGUGAAUUGCAUAUGGUGUUGGAUCAAGUGGAAGCUGAACUAGAGAAGCGGAAACUUGAAUAUCAAGGACAAAAGUGUGAGCUCUGGCUUUGCGGACCCGAUUUCUCUCUGGCCGACAUUUGUCUGGGAGCGACUUUGCACCGCCUCAAAUUUUUAGGACUUUCGAAGAAGUACUGGGAGGACGGGAGCAGACCCAACCUGCGGUCGUUUUUUGAGCGCGUGCAGAAACGCUACGCCUUUCGCAAGGUCCUGGGCGAUGUGCACACCACGCUCCUGUCUGCCGUUCUCCCGAACGCCUUCCAGAUGGUGAAGAAAAAGCCGCCGUCAUUCUUCGGAGCGUCGUUUCUAAUGGGAUCGCUAGGAGGCAUGGGGUACUUCGCCUAUUGGUUUUUAAAGAAAAAAUACAUGUAGUGAAAGCUGUUAUUUGGCUUCUGUUAGCAACUUUUUGCUAACAGAAGCCAAACGUUUUGGUUUUUGAUGCCAUGUUGUUGUUUUUUUGACAUUUUCAAAACACAAGCGAAGUGUUUGUAGAAAUUUGUUAAAUUAAUAAUGUGUGUACAGAAGAUAAUGAAUUUGGCGUUUUUUUCAUGUUUUUAUGUGGCAUAUAUAAAAAAUAACCCGUUUGUACACCUGAAAGAACAAUUUAAAAAUACUUUAAAAUUAUUUCAAGAUAAUUCAGUAUAGAUAAUCUGCAUUACAUUUAGAAUAUAAUGUAAGAUUGUUCUCUAGACAGAAGUAUUAUAUAGACAUAGACACUGCAUGAAGUGAAAAAUUGGAUUUUUUCAUUGUAUCAAAAAUUUCUAAUUUGCAGUUGAAUAUAUCAUUCCACAACUUAUUUUAAAUAAUUUUCAAACAACUUUGUGAAUAUUUCAUAAACUGUAGUUGAAGACUCUUCACCUUCAGUUAGUAGUCUGCUUUUUAUGAAAUGUAAUUCAAUAGCUAAGUGGACCUUUGAAACCUACAAACAAGCAGUCUUUCCUCUUGGUGUUUGCUAUUUUAUGCAUCACUAUCUUUUGAUAUGGAAACUGAUUUUUCACUGAAACCUUGCCGUUAAAAAAACAUCUACUUUAUAUAGUGCUAUUUUUCUAAUUGCCAGAAAGUACUGCCAGAUAUAGUUGUAGAGGCUGUUCAAUCCUCUCAGUUGACAUACAUUUUAGCAAGAGUUCCUUCUGUUAUUUUGAUGGUUUUCAAAGAUGAAUGGUUUUCCUCUAACUACCACACUCAGAAUGUGGAAAAAGAUUAGUCCACAUGAAAAAUAUAUCACUGUGAUACAACUGCUUUCAAUACACAUUGUUAGAAUGUAACCAAAAUUACCUGUUUACCACAAAAUUCACUUUUGUCAGUGAGAGGCAUGCUUGAAGUAUGAACAGGGUAGGCACUCUAGAAAAGCAACUGGGACAACUAUUGUUCAGUAACUGAUAAUGUAAUUGUAAUUCCACCCUUAUGGCAUUCAUGAAACCUCUCUUUCCCAUCUUUGCUUUUUAACUGCUGAGUAUAGCUCAUUCAUAUGGGAACUGUUCCUGUAUUUAAAAAACUGAACUUACCUGACAUCUUGGCCAGAUGCAUGAAACUACAAGGUUAUGAGCCUGAUAAAACAGACUACAUCUCAUGUGAUAUACGGUAUCUCCAUGGAACCAUGUGUUGGCAACUUUAAGAACUGAUUUUAACCCUUUAAUGAGCUUAGUUGUAAAUUACUGUGAUAUGACUGUUAUAUUACAAGGUGGGAAGUUUUUUUGGGCUCUUAUUCAGUUCAGAGUAUUAUCAGUUUUGAGAGUUAUCCAGAAACCAAAGACAGUGAUGCAUGUUGUUGAUGACUAAAGUAUAGAUUUGUGUCCAUGUAUGGAGGGCUAAAGUAGUUAUUGUUAGCCUUAGUGUUGUUGAAUUGAUUAUGCAAAAUGGUAAUGACUGUUUGAGGGUAUUUUGAACUUUUCGUCAGUAAUUUAAGAUGGACACUGCAUGACAAAACUAAAUUCUCUCAUACAAACAGAUUCUCCAUUGUAAUUAUGUGUGGGCAGAUGAUGGUCUGGGUUUGAAAAUACUGUAAGAACAUUAUUUUGGUAUCAUCUGUGUCAUCUGCCGCAAAAAGCUUCAAGAAGAACAGCUAAAAACGCAAGAAACCCAUUGUAACAGAGCGAAAUCUCCGUUCCUGAAUUUGCUUACGGUUGUUUGGCGCGAGUACGCCGCUUUCAUAAAUGUAGUGCGCACCUUUUAUGUUUACAGGUUUGUCAACUCGAAACACAUUCGCUUCUGUAUCUGUUAACCACAAUACUAUAUUGCAGAUCACUUAAACAUACACAUCUGAUUUCACACGUUAAAUAGAUUUAUUUUAGCAUACCAUGUUCAUUAAAUGCAAUGUCAGCUACUAACCGUUGUUUGUUCCGUUCGUUCCAUGUUCAAACAGGAAUGACGUAAUCCUAACGUCACGAUUCUGUGCAAUUAUAUUGGAAGCGCUGGAGAGUAAGAAUUGGCUAUUUCAGGCGGGGGGAGACCCUAAAGUGCAUUCGUGAUAUUUUCUCAUACCCAAUUAGAUAUGUGAUCAUUAGAUAUAAAGUAGCAACUGAUAAUAUAUGUAUAAUGAUUUCUAUGUGUAAAAAUAUAUACUGUCAUUUCUUUUGAGAUAACUGAAUAUUGUAUGGAAAUGGUAUAGUCCGGAUAAUGUGUAGCCUGUAUAUGACCAGGUAAUUUGCUCUCAGUGGUGGCUGGCACUCAGUAGGUGGGUGUAAUUGAAUGUGUAUAAUUGAUGUACUGAUUCUUUUUUAUAUAAAUAUAAAUGUUUGUAUAAUAGUUGGUGCCACUUUUGUAAAUAAAACACCCCACAUGGGUUGCACAAG
Molecule: messenger RNA, 3695 nt
Organism: Anguilla anguilla (European eel)
Lineage: Eukaryota; Metazoa; Chordata; Actinopteri; Anguilliformes; Anguillidae
Product: ganglioside-induced differentiation-associated protein 1-like 1
Exons: 6
Coding region: 169-1275 (368 amino acids)
Source: RefSeq, a predicted model, not a curated record